Messenger RNA from Sorghum bicolor (sorghum), 786 nucleotides. RefSeq names its product histone H2B.2. NCBI's taxonomy places the organism in Eukaryota, Viridiplantae, Streptophyta, Magnoliopsida, Poales, Poaceae. The transcript has a single exon. Gene Ontology annotation, biological process: nucleosome assembly. Gene Ontology annotation, molecular function: DNA binding; protein heterodimerization activity; structural constituent of chromatin. The coding region runs from base 92 to 547 and encodes 151 amino acids. Gene Ontology annotation, cellular component: nucleosome. The record is from RefSeq and is a predicted model, not a curated record.
CAACAACAACAGCAAACACAUCUCCUCGCUCGCAUUUCUCCCCAACCCAAUCAAUCCCCCUCGCCCCCGAACCCCAGCUCGCACCGCAUCGAUGGCGCCCAAGGCCGAGAAGAAACCCGCGGCGAAGAAGCUGGCGGAGGAGGAGCCCGCGGCCGAGAAGGCGCCGGCCGGGAAGAAGCCCAAAGCGGAGAAGCGUCUGCCCGCUGGCAAGUCCGCCGGCAAGGAGGGCGGCGGCGAGGGCAAGCGGGGCCGGAAGAAGGGCAAGAAGAGCGUGGAGACGUACAAGAUCUACAUCUUCAAGGUGCUGAAGCAGGUGCACCCGGACAUCGGCAUCUCCUCCAAGGCCAUGUCCAUCAUGAACUCCUUCAUCAACGACAUCUUCGAGAAGCUCGCCGCCGAGGCCGCCAAGCUCGCGCGGUACAACAAGAAGCCCACCAUCACCUCCCGCGAGAUCCAGACCUCCGUCCGCCUCGUCCUCCCCGGGGAGCUCGCGAAGCACGCCGUCUCUGAGGGCACCAAGGCCGUCACCAAGUUCACCUCGUCCUAGGCUGCGCGGCCGCCGCCGCCGCUUGCAGGCUUCUCUCGUUUGUUCAUCAUCGGCCUUGCUGUAGUUAGAUUAGAUGUUGGUGGUUUCUAAAUGUGUCUGUUCUCCUUCUGUAGUAACUGCGUUAUCUGAUGUAAUCGUAAUGGUGCUAGUUUAACCCAGCUACCUGUUUAUUUGUGGAUCAUCUGGUUUGAAUGUGAAUGUCAUCACUUCGAAUGUUUAUUUCGUGAUGUUUGUGAUCA